AUGAAGAACCUUGGUCUGCACAGAGAGUAACAUACAUCCACGAGAGCCAAACAGUAUCAUGUACGUGUAAAAACUUUGAAGCUUCAGGAUGGUUGUGCUACCACUGCAUUAGGAUAUUGCACCUUCAUUCGGUUAACCGGAUUCCAGAAUAGUACAUCAAAAAGAGGUGGACAAAAUCUGCCAAGUCAUCAGUUUGGAACAAAUUAGAAAAUGAAAAACCAGAAGAGGUGCAGUACACACCUUGGCGCCAAACCAUGGCUAGGAAAUACUACAACCUUAUCUUGAAAAGCCAAUCAAAUGAGGAGACAAGAACCCUUAUGGAGGAUGGUUAUGCCGCUAGUGUGUCUCUAGUUGAUGAACUUCUAGCGUCAUUAAAUGUUUCAAACACUGACGACGCUUCAACCACAGAAAUAAGUGCAACAGCAGCACCUGAAACAAGUGCAACAGCAGCACCUGAAACAAAUGCAACAGCAGCAUAUGAAACAAACUCAGCACCAGCAGGUACUCAUGCAACAACAACAAGUGAUACAAGUGUACAACAAGCAACAAGUUCUGAACCUGCAACAAACACAGCAACUGAACCUCCUAUGGUAUUGGAUCCUGAACGUUGCACAACAAAAGGAAGGAACAAAAGACCACGAGGACCAUUUGUCAAAAAGAAGAAGGGAAAAACUGCAGCGCCUCCAACAGCAGACUUUGGAACAAUAACUCCAAAUUUGAGAUUAUUUUGAUUCUUUUAAUGUUUUAUAUCAAAAAUAGAAUUUAAUUUUUUCUUAAAGUUAAAGUUAAGGUUUAUGAAGUUAAAGUUUAACAUUCUGAAGUUAAAGUUUACUAGACUUGAGAACUUAGUAAAAGUUUCUUUACAUUGAAAGUUUGAAUAUAUACAUUAAAAUUUAGUGAAGUAUAAUAUUUCUCUGAAGUGUA
Molecule: messenger RNA, 924 nt
Organism: Spinacia oleracea (spinach)
Lineage: Eukaryota; Viridiplantae; Streptophyta; Magnoliopsida; Caryophyllales; Amaranthaceae
Exons: 2
Coding region: 255-731 (158 amino acids)
Source: RefSeq, a predicted model, not a curated record